AUGACGCCGGCUCUCGCCCCGGGCCUCGAGCUCUGGGCGGGAGGCCAGGAACAGCAAGCCGGGGCCGGCGAGGAGCUAUGUUCGGGGAAACAGCGGGAGGACCGCAACGGGACACAGUGUCCUCUGGAUGAAAGGAAACAUUCAGCUUCCAAGCGAAUUGUUCUUGGACUCAGGGUGCGGUGUGGGGAGGAACCUUUGGAACAUAAAAGAAACUCUCCCCUCAGAGGAGAACCGGAUAAGGUCAGCACCGGGAACGUCUUCCUUCCUUCCACACCUGCUUCUCCGCUCAUCUUCAAGAUGUCCUUGUUGGCCGGCGAGCUGAUUCUGCUGGUGGGACUGGUCUGCUCUGAGAAAGGAAGCUGGGCGCCCUCCUCCCUUCCAAAAGGGUCCCUCUGUGGGCAGAGCGCGGCCGGACGCCGGGAGCAGAGCGGGCUCAGCCUCCUUAGUCGAAUCGUCGGCGGAAGCCAGGUGGAGCGAGGCACUCACCCGUGGCAGGUGUCCCUGAAGCGGGGGCAGAUGCAUUUCUGUGGCGGGACGAUCAUCUCCGCCCAGUGGGUGGUCACUGCUGCCCACUGUGUCAUGGACAGGUAUCUGCGGACUUACCUGAAUGUAACUGCCGGAGAGUACGACCUGUCCCUCGCCGAACCGGGGGAGCAGACGCUGGCCGUGAACUCCAUCGUCAAGCACCCAAAAUUCAAUCCCAAGACGCCCAUGAACUAUGACAUCGCUUUGCUCAAGCUGGACGGGAACCUCAGGUUUGGGCCGGUGGUUUGGCCAGUCUGCCUUCCAGAACCGGGAGAGACGUUCGCUCCGGGAACAUUGUGCACGACCACUGGGUGGGGCCGCCUGUCAGAGAACGGAGUCCUCCCUCACCGGCUGCACCAGGUCAACCUGCCCAUUCUGCACCAGCGAGACUGCGGGGCAGCCCUGCUGACGCUCAAGAAGCCCGUGAGCAGAGACACCGUGCUCUGCGCCGGCUUCCCCGAUGGAGGGAAGGACGCCUGCCAGGGGGACUCGGGAGGCUCCCUGCUGUGCAAGAGCAGACCAGGCGCCUGGACCCUGGCCGGGGUCACGUCGUGGGGAAUGGGGUGCGCUCGCCCCUGGAGGAAUAAUUUGAGGAAGAGCUCGAGCCUGAGGGGCUCCCCUGGGCUGUUCACGGACACGAGCAAGGUGCUUUCCUGGAUUCAUCAAAGCAUCAGUUCCGCACCCUGCAGCGGGAGAGACGGCCUGCUCUCCGGACCCCAGGGGGACCUGCGUUUCCCAGAGCCGCCCCGACCCUCCUACCAGGACAACCAGUUGUGUGUCUGGACUGUGCGAGUCCCCUCCGGGAAGCACAUCCUGCUCAGCUUUUCCCACAUGGACACAGAGUUUGAGGAGUUCUGCCGCCAUGAUUCCCUGUCCGUGCUGGCACCAGGAGACAGAUUUGUCGGGAAAUUCUGUGGCACAGUUCCCCCGCGGCCCAUUCUGAUCGGCUCCAGUUCUGUCAGGCUGAAGUUUGUCUCUGAUUCCACGGAUUCGGGAACUGGAUUUUCUCUCACCUACAAAGCUGUGGAACCAAGCCAUUUCCUCGGUUCUGGAUGUGGACCUCUCACCGUCCUUCUUGAGGAAGGAACCCUCCGAAGCGAGCGCUCGCCUGGGGCCUCGAAACGCUCGGCUGACUGCCGCUGGAUUAUCCACGCCCCGGAAGACCACGUCGUGAAGCUUGAAUUUCAGAGCUUGGAGGUAGAAGAAAGUGAAAGCUGCUCCCUGGGCUCUCUGGCAGUGUAUGACGAUACAGUGGGAGAAGAGGAAAUAGCUAGGUUGUGUGGUUUCGUCGUACCGGCGCCCGUGAUCAGCUCUUCCAGCGUGAUGUUGGUCAUCCUCACGUACGGUGGGAAUCAGGGCUUCGGCCGCUUCCGGGCCACAGUCUCUUUCAUCCGCAACACCUGGAAAGAUCUCAUCGCGUUGGGGUCGGAGGAUGAGGAGAGGCUCCCUGAAGCACUGAGCGAGGUGGAGAAUGAAACACAGGUGCCAGCGGAUGGCUGCGGGGCUGCGGCCCACCCUCCCGGGAUUGUCUUCAGCAGGAUCGUGGGAGGGGAAGAGGCGGCGCCCGGCUCCUGGCCCUGGCAGGUCAGCCUGCAGAUCGCCACCGAGCCCGUGUGCGGCGGCAGCAUCAUCGGGAAGAGCUGGGUGCUCACCGCCGCUCACUGCCUUCAGGACAGGGAACAUCCUGCUGGUUCAUGGGUCGUGAUUGCUGGAAUCCAUGACCUGAGUCAGCGAGGCCACCGUCAGAAACGUGCCGUCAAGCGCAUUUUCCUUCAUCCAGCAUUUGACAGGACCACCAUGGAUUACGAUAUUGGGCUCUUACAGCUAGCUGAGCCCCUUCGGUUCAAUCGCUAUGUCCGUCCAGUGUGUCUCCCCAAGCAAAACCAGGAGAUACACACUUCUAGUGUGUGCGUAGUCACGGGAUGGGGGAGUCACCACCCAGGGGGAGAGAAGACCAGCCAACUGCAGCAGCUGCAGGUGCCCAUCCUCGCCCGCGGCACCUGCCGGGAAUAUUACCGCAACCUUUCGGUGGAGCUUUCUCAGCACAUGCUGUGUGCCGGAUCCCCUGGCCGGGAAGGCAAGGAUUCCUGCACAGGGGACUCCGGGGGUCCUCUCGGGUGCCUCCUCGAUGACUCGGGGCUCUACGCCAUCUUCGGGAUAACCAGCUGGGGCUUUGGCUGUGGAAACUCUUGCUCUCCGGGAGUGUACACCAACGUCGCCCUGUUCACCGACUGGAUCCGUCAGCACCUCCACCCUCCACACACUCCCCAGAAGGGACCGAGUGACCGUGGUGGCCCUGGGUCUCCCAAAUCCAGGAAGGAGGAGGAAGAGGAGGAGGAGGAGAAGGCUGUGACUCGCCUGCCGCUGAAAGGAAUUGACCAGAUAGAACCCCACCGUGUACUGGGGGGCAGUCCCAGCUAAAGUCAGAGGAGUCGUGGAGUUUUAAUCCAUCUCCAAGACAGCUGUCUUUCCUUCCGGGACAGAAACCUUCACUUUUUCCCAGUGACCAACUGGAACAGUUCUUCAGGAUCUCAGCAGUAUCAGACAUCAUUCAUUCUGUGGCAUAAUUCCUUCAAAUUUGGCUCCUGAGCUGUCCAGAAAUUGAACCGAAGAGAGCCCCGGCAUACCUGAGAGUGAACAUCUUAAUUUGGCUAAGAAAAAAACUCGUCGAGUUUCUAGAAUUAAAAAGAAAAAUCAUGCAUUUGGGCUUGAAAACUGCAUUUUUUUUUGCAUUUCCUGGGGCAGAUUGAAAUAGAUUCAGAUUGUUCAUGAUGUUUUUAGAUGUGCUGACGGUAGUAAAGUGGAAAGCUUGG
Ornithorhynchus anatinus (platypus) is the source of this 3338-nucleotide messenger RNA. RefSeq names its product ovochymase 2 (gene OVCH2). The transcript is spliced from 22 exons. Gene Ontology annotation, biological process: proteolysis. NCBI's taxonomy places the organism in Eukaryota, Metazoa, Chordata, Mammalia, Monotremata, Ornithorhynchidae. The record is from RefSeq and is a predicted model, not a curated record. Gene Ontology annotation, molecular function: serine-type endopeptidase activity. The coding region runs from base 1 to 2946 and encodes 981 amino acids.